AUGAGCUUGGUGUUCAUCAAGGUGUCAUAUGCUCGUAGGAAACUCACCAAGGUGUUUUAUAAGAGCCAAAAGCUCACCAAGGUGUCAUAUAAGAGCCAGAAACUCACCAAGGUGUCAUAUAAGAGCCAGAAACUCACCAAGGUGUCAAAUAAGAGCCAGAAGCUCACCAAGGUGUCAUAUAAGAGCCAGGAGCUCAUCAUCUUGUCAUAUAAGAGCCAGAAGCUCACCAAGGUGUCAUAUAAGAGCCAGAAACUCACCAAGGUGUCAUAUAAGAGCCAGAAACUCACCAAGGUGUCAAAUAAGAGCCAGAAGCUCACCAAGGUGUCAUAUAAGAGCCAGGAACUCAUCACCGUGUCAUAUAAGAGCCAGGAGCUCAUCACCGUGUCAUAUAAGAGCCAGGAGCUCAUCACCGUGUCAUAUAAGAGCCAGGAGCUCAUCACCGUGUCAUAUAAGAGCCAGGAGCUCAUCACCGUGUCAUAUAAGAGCCAGGAGCUCAUCACCGUGUCAUAUAAGAGCCAGGAGCUCAUCACCGUGUCAUAUAAGAGCCAGGAGCUCAUCACCGUGUCAUAUAAGAGCCAGGAACUCAUCACCGUGUCAUAUAAGAGCCAGGAGCUCAUCACCGUGUCAUAUAAGAGCCAGGAACUCAUCACCGUGUCAUAUAAGAGCCAGGAGCUCAUCACCGUGUCAUAUAAGAGCCAGGAACUCAUCACCGUGUCAUAUAAGAGCCAGGAGCUCAUCACCGUGUCAUAUAAGAGCCAGGAACUCAUCACCGUGUCAUAUAAGAGUCAGGAGCUCAUCACCGUGUCAUAUAAGAGCCAGGAACUCAUCACCGUGUCAUAUAAGAGCCAGGAACUCAUCACCGUGUCAUAUAAGGGCCAGGAACUCAUCACCGUGUCAUAUAAGAGCCAGGAACUCAUCACCGUGUCAUAUAAGAGCCAGGAACUCAUCAACGUGUCAUAUAAGAGCCAGGAGCUCAUCACCGUGUCAUAUAAGAGCCAGGAGCUCAUCACCGUGUCAUAUAAGAGCCAGGAGCUCAUCACCGUGUCAUAUAAGAGCCAGGAGCUCAUCACCGUGUCAUAUAAGAGCCAGGAGCUCAUCACCGUGUCAUAUAAGAGCCAGGAGCUCAUCACCGUGUCAUAUAAGAGCCAGGAACUCAUCACCGUGUCAUAUAAGAGCCAGGAGCUCAUCACCGUGUCAUAUAAGAGCCAGGAACUCAUCACCGUGUCAUAUAAGAGCCAGGAGCUCAUCACCGUGUCAUAUAAGAGCCAGGAACUCAUCACCGUGUCAUAUAAGAGCCAGGAGCUCAUCACCGUGUCAUAUAAGAGCCAGGAACUCAUCACCGUGUCAUAUAAGAGCCAGGAGCUCAUCACCGUGUCAUAUAAGAGCCAGGAGCUCAUCACCGUGUCAUAUAAGAGCCAGGAGCUCAUCACCGUGUCAUAUAAGAGCCAGGAACUCAUCACCGUGUCAUAUAAGAGCCAGGAGCUCAUCACCGUGUCAUAUAAGAGCCAGGAACUCAUCACCGUGUCAUAUAAGAGCCAGGAGCUCAUCAACGUGUCAUAUAAGAGGAGAGUGUUCGAAAACUUUGCUGCCUCUCAAAACUGUCGUUUCAUCCCCCCUGGAGACUAA
Procambarus clarkii (red swamp crayfish) is the source of this 1626-nucleotide messenger RNA. NCBI's taxonomy places the organism in Eukaryota, Metazoa, Arthropoda, Malacostraca, Decapoda, Cambaridae. The record is from RefSeq and is a predicted model, not a curated record.